Molecule: messenger RNA, 3479 nt
Organism: Cuculus canorus (common cuckoo)
Lineage: Eukaryota; Metazoa; Chordata; Aves; Cuculiformes; Cuculidae
Gene: GLT8D2
Product: glycosyltransferase 8 domain containing 2
Exons: 10
Coding region: 379-1431 (350 amino acids)
Cellular component (GO): Golgi apparatus
Molecular function (GO): glycosyltransferase activity
Source: RefSeq, a predicted model, not a curated record
GCAAGUUUGCCAGAUCUGGGGCUGCAUCAUCGUUCUGCACAUCUGGAAGUGGUUUAUGGGCUCUCAUUCCUCCAGUGCGGCGUCUGGAUCCUGUGCUAUUCCUCAGCAGCAGAGAAAGGAAAGAAAACCAGUACAGCUCCAAAGAAAACUUUGAAGAGUUUGAAAAAGGAAUUGGAUCUUCAAACUGUUACUGUGCCCUGUAAGGCCCUUGUGGGGGGGACUUCAAAGGAGGAUGAUGGUCAAGGAAGCUUUGGCAAGAGUGCUUACAGCUGUUGGCUAUCUAGGAUCCAAGUAAAUAUCUCUACAGCUCUUCAGGAGAGAGGAGUAUCGAAUACUGUGCUGCUUUAAAGAGAUCACGGUUCUCAUCCAACAGGACACAUGGCUCUUUUAAAGAAAAUUAACCAGAUCCUACUGUUACUUCUUGUCUUAACUGUGUGUGCCAUUCUGUAUAACAAAGUUCACCAAGUGUCAUCUGCAUUAAAGAAUGAAGCGGUUGAUUUGGAGACUCCUGAGGAAAUGGAAGAAGAAAUCCCAGUUGUAAUCUGUGCUGCUGCGGGCAGAAUGGGUGCAGCUAUAGCAGCAAUCAGUAGCAUCUACAGCAACACAGAAGCUAAUGUUUUGUUCUACAUAGUUGGACUGAAGACUACCAUCCCGCAUAUUCGAAAAUGGAUUGAAAAUUCUAAACUGAAAGAAAUAAAAUUCAAGGUUGUGGAAUUCAACCCUAUGGUACUAAAGGGAAAAAUAAGACAAGAUGCAUCGCGUCCUGAGCUACUGCAGCCUCUGAACUUUGUGCGAUUUUAUCUUCCUUUGCUUAUCCAGAAACAUGAGAAAGUAAUAUACUUGGAUGAUGAUAUCAUUGUUCAAGGUGACAUCCAGGAACUCUACGAUACUAAGUUAGCUCCUGGACAUGCUGCAGCUUUUUCAGAUGAUUGUGAUCUGCCUUCUACACAUGAAAUGGUUAGAAGCGUAGGGAUGCAGAACACGUACAUGGGAUUCCUGGACUACAGAAAGCAAGCAAUUAGAGAUCUUGGCAUCAGCCCCAGCACCUGCUCCUUUAAUCCUGGAGUAAUUGUUGCUAACAUGACUGAAUGGAAACAUCAACGGAUUACAAAGCAGUUGGAAAAAUGGAUGCAAAGAAAUGUAGAGGAAAACCUCUACAGCAGCACCCUCGCAGGAGGUGUGGCAACCUCUCCAAUGCUGAUUGUAUUUCAUAGGAAGUAUUCCACUAUUAAUCCUAUGUGGCACAUAAGACAUCUUGGUUGGAGUCCUGAUACUCGUUACUCAGAGCAUUUUCUUCAAGAAGCUAAAUUACUUCAUUGGAAUGGGAGAUAUAAACCUUGGGACUAUCCCAGUGUUCACACCAAUCUGUGGGAAAACUGGUUUAUUCCUGACCCUUCAGGGAGGUUCAAAUUAACUCGUCCUGACAGCUGAUACCGAAGACACUUAAAUGCAUCUAUACGCUAGGUGUUGCAGUAUGUCAUAGUUGGAAAUGCAACAUGUUGUAUAAUUAUCUGAAUAAAUGACCAUCAGUUUUGUGUGCUUAUGGCUUGAGAGGGAGGCUGGAGUGACAAUGACACAGCUCAGAUUAUCCUGACUUUCAAGUGAAGUGAGGAAAUAAGUUUGACAAUGAAGUAUUUUCAUUAAACAGUUACAGAGGUCAUACUUGGUGCCAGACUGUGUUUUAAUGUAAGGUCCUUCUAAAUUAGACUCCAAUAUCUUUUGGUAGAGAAAUCUACAUAGGAAAUACUUUCACUCUUACAGAUCUGGUGUCUUUAGUUGUCCAGUACCCGUUAAACAGCCCGAUAUGAAAACUUAUGCAGCAUUUUAAUGAGCAGAGUUCUGUUGCACGAUGACUCUGUUUUGCACUCUUUGUGUAUUACAUGUCCUGUAGUGCGUUUGGAUCCCUGCUAGCAAGAUGUGAAAGCACAUUCCAAGACACUGCAAUAGAAUUCCUGAUUUUAUUGUGAAACAUUGAGAUUUAAGACAGAGUAAGAACUUCUGUAUCACUGUAACAAAAAGAGCACCAGUUCUGAGGGAAUACACGAAGAAUUGCAAUAUUGAGUGAAACGGUCAUUGUACACUUAAUUUUAUACCUAGAGAACCUAGUAGGUGACUGUUAAAGAAGAGACCUCUCCCUUCUGAUCAAACAGGAUAGCCUUACAGUAGUUAUAUCCUACUGUGCUACCUACUCAGCAGUGCUAAUUACAUGCUUCUAAUUCUGUUGAAAAAUAAAACUGAAUUGUAACAGAUCCCUGAUGCAAGAUACUUUGAGCACCUGCAGGAAAAUGUCCAUGUAAACAGCAAUACAUGAUACAGUACACUUUAAAUAACAGACAAGACAAAUCCUAUACCUUUUUGACAAUAUACUGAACAGCUUUAUGCUGAAGCUAAUAAACACCAUCAGAAUCAUAAAUCACUUUCUUGAUUUAAGACGCUCAGAAUUAAGCCACAGAAUUUGGGAAGAAAACUGUAAACAUCAUGCCUGCCUCAACAGGUUGACAGUGCGUGAUCUUAGCAAGAGCUGUUACAGCAGGAUUAGAAUCUACACUAACUAGUUACACUCAAAGCAUGACUUCUGUCACUGGCUGUGAGGAAAGGAUAAAGAUAACCACACCGGUACAGGAAUCUCUGACCAAGUGUGGAGUGUGGAGAUACUACUUGUAUCUAUUUUUCAAGUAUGUGAAGCACCUACGGUCAUAAGAUCAUCAAAACUUUAAUGUUUUGAUCAGCUUAUUGCUUUUACUUCAUCUCUUCUUCACAUGAUAAAAGAGGGAAAGAAGAUGAUGGUCAGGCACAAGCACGGAAUCCCAGCUCUUUCUCAGUCACUAAUAUUGGCCAAAAAUGUAUUGUUUAAGCAAGCUCUGUAGUUUCUACAGCUACAGUCCAUAAGAAGUUCCAUGGACUUCUUAUCCAUGGAAUAGCUGCCAUUAAACUUAAUAUUUUUCACUUUUAAGAGGAAUGAGAACACACUAUAAGGUCUUAAAAAUUAAAGAGAACUGGAUGUUAAAAAACUGCAAUCCUCCUUCACCUUGUGCUAAUUGUACCUGCUGUAAACAAUGUAGCUGUACCUUGCUUUUACAGGGAAUACAGUCUUUCCAUUCCCUGCAACCUAAUCUGUUUGAAGGGGUUUUCUCCUCUUAAAGGUCAGGUGAGGAGACUUUUCACACCCAAAAUGACCAGAGUAAAUGCCAUAGAAUUCAAGAACCACUACUGUUUCCCCCCCACCCUUUUUAAGGAAUUCGUUUCUUACACUGGAAUUUAAGAGGGAAAGAGAUGGAGUGUUAGGGACACUUUACCCGAAGACAGCUCAGCUAGAGUAUUUAGGCUCUGUCCUGUGCAACACAAAUUCUCCUCCCCAGUGUUGUGACUUGAGGUGUCUCCACACCCUUAAUUCUGACUAUGGUCCAAGCACUGAACAGGCAGAGCUCUCUUGUCCCACCCAGAAAAUACGGAGUACUCAACAGCUGCAGAGCACAACU